Messenger RNA from Akanthomyces muscarius, 1506 nucleotides. RefSeq lists its product as uncharacterized. Gene Ontology annotation, biological process: transmembrane transport. The record is from RefSeq and is a predicted model, not a curated record. Gene Ontology annotation, cellular component: membrane. The transcript is spliced from 2 exons. Lineage: Eukaryota; Fungi; Ascomycota; Sordariomycetes; Hypocreales; Cordycipitaceae. The coding region runs from base 1 to 1506 and encodes 501 amino acids. Gene Ontology annotation, molecular function: transmembrane transporter activity.
AUGGACCCCUCAAUUAGCACCAUAGAAGGCAAGACGCUGGAAUCUGCGGAGCAGGUCGAAGAUGUCAAGAUGCAUCAGGACCUGUUUACCCCAGAGGAGGAGCGGAAGCUAGUCCGCAAGCUAGAUCUAUGGAUCCUGCCUCUGAUGAUGGUCACAUACACGCUCCAGAGCUACGACAAGGGCGUCAUGAGCGCCGCCACGCAGUUUGGCUUCAACGACGACCUCCAUCUCACCACGGUCACUGGCCACGACGCCGCCGGCCACCCCAUCACCAACAACAAAAAGUACGCCAACGCGUCCAUGAUCUUCUACAUUGGCUACCUCGUCGGCACGUACCCCAUGAUGUUCCUCGCGCAGCGCUUCUCCAUCUCGAGCGUCAUCUCCGCGGCGACGCUCCUCUGGGGCGCCGUGCUCAUGAGCACCGCCGGCUGCGCCAGCUACGCGGGCAUCAUGGCCAACCGCUUCUUCCUGGGCCUGCUCGAGUCGGCCGUCGCGCCGGCCUUUACCGUGCUCGUCACGUUCUGGUGGACGCGCGAGGAGCAGGCGCUGCGCAUGUCCACGUGGUACUGCUGCGUCGGCGUCGCCACAGCCAUCUCGCCCCUCAUCAACUACGGCCUCGGGCAGAUCCGCGGGCCGCUGCUCCCGUGGAAGCCCAUCUUCCUCAUCCUGGGAGCCAUCACCAUGUGCUGGUCCGUCGUGCUCUUCUUCUUCUUGCCCGACAACCCCAUGGCCUCUGGCCGGCUUUCGGAGCGCGAAAGGGAGAUUGCGAUGGAGCGCCUCCGAAGGAACAAUGCGGGCACGGUGGACCACAAGUUCAACCUUGGCCAGUUUAAAGAGGCGCUGUGCGACUACAAGCUGUACAGCUGCGCAUUCAUCGUCAUGCUUACGGGCGUGCCGUCGGGCGCCCUGGGCACUUUUGGCACAAUUGUCAUUAACGGCUUCGGCUUUAGCCAUUUCGAAUCUCUUGCCUUGACAUGCCCCAUCGGUGUGAUGACCGCGCUGAGUAUUCUGGCAGUAGGACUCAUCACGCGCAAAUUCCAAAACACGCGCUACAUCUGCAUCGCCGUCUGUGGCUUGAUAUCCAUCGUCGGCGACCUGAUCUGCUGGUUUGCGCCACGCGAUAAUCGCGGCUUGCUAUUCGCGGGCAUCUUUCUCGUGGCAGUACAGGUUGCAUCGGGAGGACUGGCUGUCGGACUGGCGGCGUCCAACAUUUCGGGACACACCAAAAAGUCGACCGUGUCUGCGUCUACGUUUGUAGGCUACUGCGUCGGCAACAUUAUUGGUCCCGUCAUUUUCGGCGCCUCGCCUGGUCCGUUGUAUCAUGCUGGGUUCCUGGGUAGCUUUGUAUGUCUGUGUGGCGUCGUGGUCAUCGCGACUGUCACCGGCGUGACACUGAGGUGGGAGAAUGCGAGGCGAUUCAAGUCUGCCGGCACGGCUCAGCAUGCCCAUUCCAUCGAGGAAGACUUGACUGAUGUCCAGAACAAGGACUUUCGUUACGUUCUCUAG